Perognathus longimembris pacificus (Pacific pocket mouse) is the source of this 3354-nucleotide messenger RNA. Its product is annotated as disintegrin and metalloproteinase domain-containing protein 1b-like. Gene Ontology annotation, biological process: male gonad development; binding of sperm to zona pellucida; proteolysis. Gene Ontology annotation, molecular function: metalloendopeptidase activity. Bases 961 to 3354 code for a protein of 797 amino acids. Gene Ontology annotation, cellular component: sperm head plasma membrane; plasma membrane; external side of plasma membrane. Lineage: Eukaryota; Metazoa; Chordata; Mammalia; Rodentia; Heteromyidae. The record is from RefSeq and is a predicted model, not a curated record. The transcript has a single exon.
AGCACCACAAACAAACAAAAAGCAGGCAACAAUAUAUCUACCAAAAAUUACAGGUCAAUUUAAAUAAUGAAAUGGAAAUGAUUAGAGUUCUUACAGAUCGUAUACUUGUCAUCUUGAUUGAGAAGUUGAAACCUGAUUAAUAAGAGUUCAUUUUUUACUCUAAACUCCGUUCUUAGGUUGAGGCAGUUGAAAGGAACAGAACUGCUGAACUUUGACCUGGUCUCAUUUCUUUAUAUGGUGAAAACAAGAUCACACAACACACAUAAUACUAUGCCUACUUUAGGAAAAUGUCUUGGUAGAGAGGAAUUACUUUUUACAAGCAGAUAGAAAUAUCCCUAAAUCCAUUUACUGAGGACAAUGAGGAAAAUAAUGAGGAAAACUUGGACCAUCAUGAUUUCAGGGGGAGAAAACUACUAAGUCACUGACAAAAGAGGACUGAACAGGGAAACAACAUCCUGAAACCCUUAGACAAGAGGAAGAGGCAGUGGGCAACAGAGAACACUGUCCUGCUCAGAGAUCCCCAGAGAAUCUGUAUCCCCUCCCCCCAGGGCCACUUGCCAGAAUGUUGGAUUUGAAAGAAUGAGCAGAUUAACGGAUAUCAGGAGCGGUGUGGCCUCGACCAAACAAAGUGUAAUUAGAGAGAUUGUACCGCUCAACCACUCCAAGCCUUCUUCUCGGUUCAUCUCUCCAUGAACAUAAAAAGAAACUUUGCCAGGGAACUUCACACUGUGGCUGUUGAAAGGAAUUCCUGUCCUGUAGAUACUACUGAAGGCCAGGUGAGAAACAGGAAUAGGAAAAGACAUAGCCUGAAGGCUGGAGUUUAGUGUUGGUCAACAACUGCCCACAAGGGGUCAGCCCACAUCUGAGGAUAGUGCCUGAGUCCCAGAAGAGCUUGUCAGGCAAUGUGCUGCUGAUGGACACAGGCCCUGCUUUUGCAUUAUCAACGGAUUCAUUUGGGCCAUGCCAGUGGUGACAUCACUGAGAGUCUCGGCUUCCAUCUCUCCUUCUCUGUGGAAAACACAAGCAGUUAAGGUCAUGUUUCAGACUUGGGCUCCCCAGAUGAAGGGAUGGAGGCUGGGACUAGUGCCGGGACACUGGUGUGUCAGGUUGGCAGCCAUGGUGCUCUUGGGGGUACUUCUUCUCCCAAGCAUACAGUGUGACCUGGAGUCGGUACAUGGCUCUUCCUAUGAAAUAGUCAUCCCAGAGAGUCUGACAGUCAAGAGAGGCGAAGGGCCAGAACAACAGGCAUCCUACAUGCUAUUCAUGCAAGGCCAGAAGCAGCUGCUUCACCUGAAGGUGAAGACAGACUAUUUUGUGAGUGGCUUUCCCAUCUACAGUUACCACAGUGGCAUCCUGGAGCAAGCAACGCCUUGGCUCUCACUGGACUGCCACUAUGAAGGCUACAUCGAAGGAGUGCCACGUUCUUUUGUUUCUGUCAACAUCUGUUCAGGCCUCAGGGGCAUCCUGAUUAAGGCGGAGACAUCCUACGGCAUUGAGCCCAUGCUGUCUUCCCAACAGUUUGAACAUGUCUUGUACACCAUGGCACACCAAGCCCCAGCCUCCUGCCGUGUGGCGUCCACACACAGUCCAGUGGUGUCCACUGGCCGGCAGCAAGAGAGCCGGAAGCCUCAUAGCCCCCAGCUGCUGUCCUACUUGUGGUCCCACACCAAGUAUGUGGAGAUGUUUGUGGUGGUCAACUACCAGAGGUUCCAGAUGUGGGGCAGUAACAUCAAUGACACAGUCCGGGGAGUACUGGACAUCAUUGCUCUGGCCAACAGCUUCACCAGGGGACUCAAUACAAAGGUGGUGCUGGCUGGGAUGGAGAUCUGGACCGAGGGUGACCUGAUAGAGGUGCCGGUGGACCUGUGGGCUACACUCAGGAAUUUCAACAGCUGGCGGCGAGAGGAGCUCGUCCAUCGUGUGAGGCAUGAUGUGGCCCACAUGAUCGUCGGGCAUCAUCCCGGAGAGAACAUGGGCCAGGCAUUUCUCAGUGGGGCCUGUUCCAGUGGUUUUGCGGCGGCUGUGGAAUCCUUCCAUCACGAAGAUGUCCUCCUCUUUGCCACACUCAUGGUCCAUGAGCUCGGGCACAACCUGGGCAUUCCGCAUGACCACUCGGCCUGCGUUUGUAAAGGUAAGCACUUUUGCCUCAUGCAUGAAAACAUCACCAAAGGACAUGGCUUCAGCAACUGCAGCUCUGACUACUUCUACCGUUUCCUUCACAAACACAAAGGGGCCUGUCUGUUUAACAAGCCACAGCACAAAAGCCACAAGCGUAGGGGUGCUACCUGUGGAAACGGUGUGAUAGAGGAAUCGGAGCAGUGUGACUGUGGGGGUUCUUGUGACACUGACCCAUGCUGUACCCUCAACUGUAAAUUAAAACAUAAUGCACAGUGUAGUAAUGAACUCUGCUGCUCUAAAUGUCAAAUUCAAAAGAGGGGAUUCUUGUGUCGUCCUCUUGUCGGACUGUGUGACCUUCCAGAAUAUUGUGAUGGUUCAUCACCAAUGUGCCCUCAAAACAGAUAUUUAGAAGAUGGCUCUCCAUGUAGUGAAGUAUAUUAUUGUCUUAAUGGUCAUUGCAUGGACCAUAGUGGUCAGUGUGUGUUUGUUUUUGGGGAAACUGCAAGGGUUGCCCCAACGGCAUGUUAUACUGCAAUGAACAACAGAGCAGACCGAUUUGGACACUGUGGCCGCCCCUCUGAGUCUUCACAAAGCUUUAAAAAAUGUUCAGAUGAAAAUGCAAUGUGUGGUAAAAUUUUCUGUAUGAGUGUUACUUUAAUGCCAAAAAUAACACCGGGUCAUACACUUAUUCAGGUACCUCACAAGGGAGAUUACUGUUGGACCAUAGAUGCUUUUGAGAAGGCAGGUGUCCAUGAAAUUGGUGAUGUAUGGAAAGGCACUAUUUGUGGUGAAGGACAAACUUGUCAAGAUUACACUUGUAUUCAUUCUAAAAUAAUGAAACCUUCCUGCAAUUUAGAUACAAUAUGUAAUUCAAGAGGAGUUUGCAAUGAUUUAAGGAAUUGCCAUUGUAUACCUGGCACUGCACCUCCAGAUUGCAGAAAUAGGGGAAAUGGUGGGAGUAUAGACAGUGGCCCACCAAAGAAGCACAAAAAAGAAGAUCCACAAGAAGAAGAAACUGAAACCGAAGAGGAACUGGCUAAAAGCACACAAAUUAUAAUCGUUGUGAUAAUUUUGACAAUAGUAAUAUUAGGAAUAAUUAUUUACCUUCUAUGCAUUUCCAAAGAAGAGGAAGAAAAAGAGGAGGAGGCAGAAGAGGAAGAGGGAGAGAAACCAGAAACGGAAGAGAAAAAGGAAGAGGCAAAGGAAGAGGAUGAGGAUGAGGAUGAAUCAGACUGA